This is a messenger RNA of Adineta ricciae, 984 nucleotides long. The record is from the annotation of a GenBank genome assembly. Lineage: Eukaryota; Metazoa; Rotifera; Eurotatoria; Adinetida; Adinetidae.
AUGUCAUCGCCGUCGAUUUCAUUUUACACAAAUCUAUCUCGUCAAAUUACUACUUAUUUCGGUUCUACUGUUCUUGUAGUCGGUGUUCUCGGUGGAAUUCUGAAUCUCAUCGUCUUUUUAAGUCUCCGAACGUUUCGAGAGAAUUCUUGUGCAUUCUAUUUAAGUUUUAUGUCAUUUGCCAAUCUAAUCCAUUUACUCGCAUCGUUGUCCGGACAUAUCAUAAUCUUCGGAUUCGGAUAUGAUUGGACAGUGAUUACAGCAUUUCUUUGCAAAUCCCGAGUUGCCCAUAUACAAUUAUGGUUAUUAACAUCAUUUACAUGUGUAUGCUUCGCAAUAAUCGAUCAAUUUCUAAGCACCUCUUUCAAUCCUCGUUGGCAUCGAUGGUGUAAUAUAAAACUAGCUCGCUAUGCCAUCGCAGCAACUAUUAUAUUUUGGUCUAUUCAUGCAAUUCCAUUUGUAAUCUAUUACAAUAUAGUUACCUCACCACUUUAUCCGAAUCAACCGGUGUGCAUAAUAACGAAUGGAAUUGUUCAAGCAUAUUCCAGUUUUGGUUAUGCACUUGUUCUAAUGGGUAUACUGCCAUUGACUAUAAUGACCGUAUUUGGUAUAUUAGCGUAUUACAAUAUACAAAAUCUAGCUUAUCGAACAGUUCCAUUAGUUCGACGAGAAUUAGAUAAACAAUUAACACAUAUGGUGUUGAUUCAACUGAUUUAUAACUUCUUCGUCUUGUCACCAUACGUAGUCGCCAGUAUUACAUUGUUUUACUUACCAAACGAUGACCUGGCUAAAUGUCUGAAAGUUUUAUCUGUAGGUUUGCACAAUUGCUACUUUGCAAGUCCUUUUUACAUAUAUGUUUGCGUAUCGAAACGGUUCCGUCAACAAUUCAAGCAUGUUGUUUGUAUCAUACAUGUCAGUCGCUGGAGGCGAGGCAAUCUGAUACAAAAUCAAGUUUUACCCGAACUACCGAAAACAUCAUCUCUCUGA